AAAAUUUUAAGUUCUGUUCAAACGUGGGUUGAUACUGUAGUGGGUAAAAACCAAGAGAAGCUAGUAAACUUUAUUUAUAGGUCAUUGCUUGAAAUGUUUAUUGAAAAUGAAGGAGAUUUACAUUCUUUUGAAGUUGUACUGCCUACGUAUUAUGAUAAUUAUUUUGAUAAUAAUAUAGACUUAAUUUUACAAAAUCCAAAUAUUACAUAUAAUAUUAGUAAUUUAACAUUCCGUAUUUUUAAUUAUAAUACUCAAAAUAUGAUUAAGUUAUUGAAAAUUUUAUGUUCUAAUUGCAAUUUAAUCUCAUCAAUGAUUUUAGGAAUUCCUAUAUAUGAUAUUGAUUAUCGUUCAUUAUUAAUAAUUGAAAAAUGGUUAAUACAAAUAAUUAUUUCACAACAUAAUCUCAGAAAAAUUGCAUUUGAAUAUGAUAUUGAUUUAUAUAAUCCAUUUUUAUCAUUAAAAAAUUCUAAUUGUUCAAAUACUUUAAAUACAAUUAUAUUUCAUUCUAUUGAUUUUAAUAAUAUAGUUAGUAUUUUACAAGAAGUUUUUGAUCAAUUGAAU
This is a messenger RNA of Rhizophagus irregularis DAOM 181602=DAOM 197198, 561 nucleotides long. The record is from RefSeq and is a predicted model, not a curated record. Lineage: Eukaryota; Fungi; Glomeromycota; Glomeromycetes; Glomerales; Glomeraceae.